AUGAACAGACAUGUGUGGAGCGAGAGCGAGGACUGUCUCCCCUUCCUACAGUUGGCCCAGGAUUACAUCUCUUCCUGUGGGAAAAAGACUCUUCUGGAGGUGCUGGAGAAGGUCUUCACAUCCUUCAGACCUUUACUCGGUCUUCCAGACAUAGAAGAUGACAGUUUUGAGCAUUAUCACAAUGACAUGGAAGGAGAACCAGGGCCUGACCAGCAGCAGAUGGGAGUCAGCCAGCAGUGAUCUGUCCCUGAAAGGCCUGCAGCUGGGAUAGAGCGACCCAAAAAAUCCCAGGCCACAACUCCUGCGUCCCCACUACUGUUACACAUAUAUACACACACACACACACAUAGACAAACAAACACACACACACACACUUGCUAAAAAAAAUGUUCUUGAAUGUUUCAGUGGCUUUGCUUUCCAAAGAGUGCCCUCUCUGUGCACUUUGUCGCCCCCUACGACACGCGCCCGCCCGCCCACACACACACACGAAGGCUACGUGAGUCGUCUUAUCAUUCACCAUUGGGUUAGUUAAAGUUCCACAGCACAGCAAUACUAGUUACGUGGGUUGACUUUCAUAUGCAGAAAUACGGUCAGAUGUUAACGCAAUACUCUACUUCCUCUCCGAACGCUGAGAUGAAUGUGGAAGAUAACCUACUUUCUUUAUUCUUGGUUGACACUAAGGCAGUGCGAGAGGGAAAGCGGUCGGAAACUGACGGUUGAAAACGUGGAGUGAUGUACGAGCAGCGAGUUGGGAGAACGGUAUUAGAUACGUGUCCGAAAAGUGUUUGAAAACAUUUGUGCUCCCCGGUGUAGAAAUCAAAGCUUCACAGUAGCAUGGGUCGUAUUUUAGAAACGUGUCUCUCUGUUUCGUUUUAUGGGGACAUUUGAAAUCUGUGCUACUUAUUAUAUCACCGUCACCACGGAGACAUUAAUGCUGCAGCUUAAUCUCUUCCCCGUUCAGCAUCCCAUUGUUACACGACCACCGUCCGUAGUCUUCCUGGUUGCCACCGAUCUGCCAUCAUUUCCCCCAACGAUCUAACGUGUUCCUCUCCUGAUAUGUCUUCUGAGAGUGUUGUUUUGAACUUUUGUGCAUCCCUCAAGGUUUUUUCCCUCCCCCCCCCGAUUUUAAAAUUUGAUUGGCCCACACCUGGGUGUCACGGACCCAGGGGAGAGACAGUGGCCCUGCUUGCCCCAGGUGCACGUCACCAUCCAGCGCAAACGAUGCUUCCGGCGCGACUCCAACAUGCCGGAGCGUCAUUAUUUAUCUGCUUACUUUGCUUUGUAAAUGUUUUGUCUUUUUAACUGCCUCUCUGGAUGUUCCUCAUGCAGUGUAUCCUCCGUUUGCCCUCCGACGUGUGAAAUUGUUCAAUAAAGCGUGUAAAAACGA
Messenger RNA from Cynoglossus semilaevis (tongue sole), 1387 nucleotides. Its product is annotated as maturin-like. The transcript is spliced from 3 exons. Gene Ontology annotation, cellular component: cytoplasm. The record is from RefSeq and is a predicted model, not a curated record. The coding region runs from base 1 to 240 and encodes 79 amino acids. Gene Ontology annotation, biological process: regulation of signaling; positive regulation of megakaryocyte differentiation. Lineage: Eukaryota; Metazoa; Chordata; Actinopteri; Pleuronectiformes; Cynoglossidae.